Molecule: messenger RNA, 3246 nt
Organism: Egretta garzetta (little egret)
Lineage: Eukaryota; Metazoa; Chordata; Aves; Pelecaniformes; Ardeidae
Gene: CRYBG2
Product: crystallin beta-gamma domain containing 2
Exons: 23
Coding region: 1-3246 (1081 amino acids)
Biological process (GO): lens development in camera-type eye; visual perception
Molecular function (GO): structural constituent of eye lens
Source: RefSeq, a predicted model, not a curated record
AUGGCCCCCAUUGGGACAUCAUCCCCAAACCCAUUCCCUCAGCCCCUAAAUGGAGACCCCCGGCAGAUAGUCUCCCGCAAGUCGAGGGAACUCAAGCAGCCGCAGACCCGGAUCCACGGCUUCCCUCGGCGCAGGAUCACUGACACGCGUGGGGCUUCCCCCUCGGCAAGAGCCGAGCAGCCCCGCUGGACUCCCACACGCGGGCCAGGGGUGACGGCGAAGAAGGAGGAAGAGGAGGAGGAGGGUUUUUCUCUGCGUGGGCAUCCCGAGGGCAGGGAGACCCUCUGGGAGGAGGCGGCCAAGGCUGGGGCAGAGCUGCCCCCGAGUCUGCCCCCCCCCCCCGCCCACCAGGGCUUUGCAGCGCAGCCGAAGGUGCCCAGGCACGGUGUGGCCAAGCCGUCCGUGGGCACCGGGCUGUACCUGCUGGGGAAGGACAUUGGCCGGAGCAAGUACGAGUGCAGCGUCUGCGCCAAGAGCUUCGGGCAGCUCUCCAACCUCAAGGUCCACCUGAGGGUGCACAGCGGUGAGCGGCCCUUCCAGUGUUCCAUCUGCAAGAAGCGCUUCACACAGCUGGCACACCUGCAGAAGCACCGGCUGGGGGCCACCCGGGAGAAGCCCCCCCCAUCUCUGCCAGCUCCAGCGCAGCAGCCGCAGGGGCCGAGCCCAGCAGUGUGGAGUGUUACGGAGCCGUGGCAGCCCCCUCCCCGGCCCUCCGGCAUGGAUCCGCCAUUCCGGCAUGCCAAGGCCAGGGGCUUUGUCUCCAGCGCGGAGCUGAGCAUGAAGCAAGCGGUGCCAAGCGCACCGGGGCCUGAGGGCAGGUCCUGCUUCCAGAAAGUCUCGUUGGUGUCACGGCGGCUGGAGAGCGCGGGGAGCGCGCGGGGCCGGGAGGGGAGUCCCUCCCGCGUCUCCCUCCUGCUGCAGGCCUGGGAGAGGGAGAUCGUGGAGAAGACGGCGGCCGGCUCCACCACCCUGAUGCACCGGGAACACUCGUCCUCCGUCAACCUCCUCAAGGACUUCACUGCGCACGGCCCCAUCUUCUCGCAGGUGUAUUCUCCCGCACAGAAACCGCGGCGGCAGGACGAGAGGGGGAAGGACCGUGUGGCCCCCCGUGCCCCCAUCUCCCUGCCCCCGGCCCUGCGCGAGCUGCUGGCACGGGGCCCGGUGGGACAGCAGGAGGAGAGCCCCGAGGAGGAGAUCGAGAACCCUUACCUGAGCCCUGACGAGCGGGAGCCAGGCAUGGCGCUGCUCUCCCACUUCUUGGAGCACCGGGCAGGUGCGGCCGACGAGGGGAAGCCCUACUCACGCCUGGACAACAGCAUGCUCUACAGCCGCUUCGUCUCUCCCAGCACUGCCCUGCUCGAGCUGCCCGGCACGGACGAUGGGGGCGUGGGCUCGCCCACCCCCAGGGACCACAAUGGGCUGGGGCUUGGUGACCACCCUGGCUCCAAGGUGGCUGUGCUGGAAGCCCUGAAUCCUGGCUGCAUCCCUCCUGUCACCGAAGAGCCAGAGCACACCGUGGCCUUGUGCCCUGCUGAUGUCCUGCAGGAGGACAAGGAGGGCUUUGAGAAGAUCAACACGAGACCCGGCAAGAUCAUCCUCUUCUCCGAGGCUGGCUUCGCGGGCCAGAAACGGGAGAUCUGGGGUGACAUCCCCGACGCCACGUCCUGGGAGCUCUCGCACACCAUCUCCAUUCGGCAGGAGGACAAGGAGGGCUUUGAGAAGAUCAACACGAGACCCGGCAAGGAUUACCGCACCCCCGAGAUCAGCCUGUUUGCGGAGGAGAAUGGCGAAGGCACCCGGCUGAAGUUCACCGACUCGGCCGAGGACACCCGCACGCAGGGCCAGGCGCUCGCCGCUGCCUCCAUCAUUGUCCACUCAGGCUUGUGGCUGGUUUACUCCAAGCCUUUCUUUGACGACGAUCCCUAUGUUUUGGAGCCAGGCGGGUACCCCAAUUUAAAGGCUUGGGGAGCAAAGGACCCAUCCAUCUGCUCCAUGCACCCCAUCAGGCUGGGCUGCCCCGUCGUGGAGAGACCUGGCGAGCCGCAGGUGCUGAUCUAUGAGGCUGCAGGGUUCCAGGGCCGCAGCUUCACCAUCAGCCGAGACAUCUACGACCUGAAGCGCCUGCCCGGACCAGCACUGUCCACCGUGGGCUCCCUGCAUGUCCUGGGCGGCUGCUGGGUCGGCUAUGAGAAGGAGGGCUUCCGCGGCCACCAGUACCUGCUGGAAGAAGGGGAGUACCAGGACUGGAGGCAGUGGGGUGGCUACAGCAAGGAGCUGGUGUCCUUACGGCUGAUACGGACGGUCGGGGAACACAACCUCCAUUUCGUCUCCAAGAUCCUGCUCUUCUCUGAGCCCGACUUCUUGGGGGACCACAUCACCUUUGAGGACGACCAGGAUGCCUUGCCCACCACCUUCAUCCCACGCUCCUGCAGAGUCCGCGGGGGCAGCUGGAUCCUCUUCGACGGGCCGGCCUUCGCGGGGGAGCAGCACGUGCUGUCCGAGGGCGAGUACCCCACGCUCAGCGCCAUGGGCUGCCUCUCCUCCACCGCCAUCUGCUCCUUGAAGAAGGUCCCAGUGUUUUUCUCGGAGCCCUCCAUCUUCCUGCACGGGCUGGAGUGUUUUGAGGGGAAGGAGAUUGAGUUGAACAAUGAAGUGCGGAGUCUUCAGGCAGAGGGUUUCAACAACCACGUGCUGUCGGUGCGCGUCAAAGGCGGGAUCUGGGUGCUGUGCGAACACGGUGACUUCCGAGGGCGCCAGUGGCUGGGGGGGGGGCCCGAAAAAAACCACCUGCCGGGGGGCGGCGGCUUUUCGGUGCAAAAAAUAUUUCCCUCUUUGCAGAGACGGAUUUAUUUCCGCAUCAGGAGCAAGGAGCUGGAGCUCUACCUCUUGGUCCCCGAUGAUGUGGAGGACAUGAAGGCAGGACGUGUGGUGGUCUCCAGCCUCAGCGAGCAGAGCAGCUCCAUCUGGUACUAUGAGGACGGGCUGAUCAAAAACCAGGUGGCCCCCAGCAUGAGCCUGCAAGUCAUCGGGCCAGCCGGGAAGGGCUCGAAGGCUGUGCUGUGGUCCGAGACCCGGAUGCCACGUCAGACCUGGCGCAUCGAUUCUCAGGGACGGAUCCACAGCCAAAUGUUCGAGGACAUGGUCCUCGAUAUAAAGGGUGGCCGAUCCUACGACCGGGACCAUGCCAUCGUUUGGGACGUGGCUGAGGCAAGACCCACACAGAUCUGGGACGUACAGGUGCUAUGA